AUGAGCUACAAUUAUAACUUUAUGAAAAUCGUGGAAAAGAAUAAUCAGAUUAUGAAGGUUUGUUUCACUUUUCCUUGAAAUUUGAAGUUUCAUCGAUGUUUUGAGAAAAAUUCCAAAUUUUCAGACAUCUGUCCAAUAUUUCAUUGUCACCGAACUGUUAUUGAAUGCAAAUGUCGCGUAUGCAACUUAUUCCGAAAUUUUGGAUUGGGAAGUGGGUUUUUCCCCUCAUUUUGAAAAAGUUUUGAAUUUUUUCAGGAAAGAACUGUUCGAAAUCUGAUGUACAUUUCGUCUUCAAUUGUUAUGCUCGUUUUGACACUUUGCCAAAUUUAUUUCAAAGGAAUUCGAAUUGUUGAAGGAAUGUUAGCUUUUAGAGUGAGUUCCGAGAGAAGUACACACAAAUAAAUUAUAUGUUCGAUAGAGCAAACUUGGCUGUUUUGCAGGCACUUCAAAUAUUUGCAAUAUUCUUCAUCACAGUUACACACGAGAUUCUUCUUUAUCCACCAACUACAAUCCUUUACUUUGCAAUUCAAUUCAUCUAUUUCUUCGUCUCACAUUUUUCGAAACGCAUGGAAUUCCCCGGAAAAAUUAUUCGAAAAGUCUUGAUGAAUUCGUCGAAAAAAGCCAACACGUCUCAUUUCACAUCGAUUGCGAAUGAAGUUAUUCGAAAAAGUUGCAAAGUAGAUGGGGAAGAAGAUGAUGAUAUAUUUGAAUAUAAAACCGCUUCGGAAGAUGAACUUUUCUCGGCCAGCAGCUCGUUUCAUCACUAA
This is a messenger RNA of Caenorhabditis angaria, 767 nucleotides long. The record is from the annotation of a GenBank genome assembly. NCBI's taxonomy places the organism in Eukaryota, Metazoa, Nematoda, Chromadorea, Rhabditida, Rhabditidae.